UCUUAAGUUGUUAGUCGCAAAACGCGUAGCUCAGAAAACGCUCGGGUUAUAGAUUUGUUAAGAAAGGGUAUAUUUCAGCAUUCCAAGUGAACUGAAUAGUGGUUGUAGCAAUGACUGUUAAUAUGAUCAUUGCCUUUAUUCUUGUAAAUUUUUUUUACAACUUACAAGUUAAUGCUCACGGCAAACUUGUAGACCCAGUGAGUAGAUCAUCUGCUUGGAGGAAAUUGUCCGGUGCUCCAAAAAAUUACAAUGACAACCAGCUUUUCUGUGGUGGCAUGGGGACUUUAUAUCAACAAAAUAAAGGGAAUUGCGGACCAUGUGGCGACAAUUGGUCUCAACGUCAACCAAGAGACAACGAAAAUGGUGGAAAAUACGGCCUAGGAGUGAUUGUUCGUAGAUACUGUCCAGGAAAACGGAUUAAUAUAACAGUUGACUUAAGUGCCAAUCACUUGGGUUACUUUGAAUUUUCCCUAUGUCCUCUCAACUCAACCAGAGACAUCGAAACCGAGGAAUGUUUUGCCGCACACCCCAUCUACCUCGCUGACGGUAAUCUACGUUACAAAGUGAAGAAAGGAAUGAACGGAAAUAUUAUAAUUCAGGCCAACCUACCAAAAGACUUUGUAUGCCCACAUUGUGUCUUCAGAUGGCACUACUACGGUGGAAAUAAUUGGGGUAUGUGUCAAGAUGGAACUGGCAGACUUGGCUGUGGGAUUCAGGAGGUAUUCCGUGGAUGCGCUGAUGUAUCCAUAUUGCGAAUUGCGCCAAAAUCUGCGAACCAUCCAAGCCGCCUAUAGUCAAAGUCACCGACGCCGCUGCUUCUUUGUAGGGUAUAAAAGGCCCAUGCCAGUCCAUGUUAAAUACUUUUGCCUUCAGCAACAAGUCUGGCACUUUAGCUGGGGAGCUCUGCCCUUCAAAGCGCUGUUGUACAUUUUUUGAAAACCGCA
Messenger RNA from Copidosoma floridanum, 944 nucleotides. RefSeq lists its product as uncharacterized. Lineage: Eukaryota; Metazoa; Arthropoda; Insecta; Hymenoptera; Encyrtidae. The record is from RefSeq and is a predicted model, not a curated record.